AUGGAACCCACCCAGGAGGUUAUGGAGACCACAGCCGUGGACCUGGGCGCCCUUCUGGACGCAGGGGACGGCGCAGUCGUCAUACUGGUGGCGGGCGGCACCCGUCUCGUGGCGCACAGGGCCGUGUUGGCCGAUAGAAGUCCCGUGUUUGGCGGCAUGUUUCGCCACGACACACUGGAAGCCAACACCGGUGAGGUCGCAGUCCCGGACGUGGAGGGCCCGGUGCUGCGCCAGCUGGUCGCCUACCUCUACACCCUCCAGGCCCCUCAGCUGCCCAGCCUGGCCCCCCAGCUGCUGGCAGCCGCUGAUAAAUACGGCGUGUCGGCCCCGAAGGCUCGGUGCGAGCAGCUCGUGGCCGCUCAGCUGUCCGUCGAGACUGCGGCGGCCACAGCUGUUCUGGCGAUCAGGCACUCCUGCACCAGCCUCAGGCAGGCCGCCGUUAACUUUAUAAAGGCCAACGUCGCCCAGAUUAUGACCACGCGGGGCUGGGCUGACGCAGUGCGCACUCAGCCAGAAGAAGUGGUCACACUGAGUCACCUGCUCGCGAGUUCUCCAGCAGAAGCCAGCACGUCGGCCUCUGCAGACAGCAGUCUGAGCCCCGGCAGUGGGCCGCAGCGAGACCGCAGCUGGACCCCUGACACUUCUGCACCGCCCACGACUGCCUGCACCACUCCUCCGCCAGAUGACUCUGCCGUCUCUCGCCUGCGGAGCCUGCCUGAAAAGGAGAAGAACAGCAGACUGAUUCAGGCAGCGAAGGAGGAUUCAGUCAGUGAGCUGCAGACGCUGCUGGCAGCUGGUGCGGACGUGGGGGCGAGAGAUGAGAGCGAGGACAGGUACACCGCCCUCCACUGGACAGCAAAAAAGGGGCAUGUGAAGGCAGCGAGGUGCCUGGUGGAGGGUGGAGCAGAGGUGGAAGCCAGGAGCAGCGACUGGCAGAGCACACCCCUGCACAAGGCUGCAGGUAAUGGCCACGAGGCUGUGGGGCGGCUGCUGCUGGAGGCAGGGGCGGAGGCUGAUGCCAGGAACAAAAUGCAGAGCACGCCCCUGCUGAUGGCUGCAUAUCAUGGCCACGAGGCUGUGGUGCGACUGCUGCUGGCGGCCACUCCUUACCACAACACCAGGAAUCAGUGGGGGCGAACGCCGCUGCACUAUGCGGCUCUGAACGGCCACGCAGAAGUGGCAGCUGCACUGCUCGAGGCAGGGGCUGACCGCUGGGCAAGGAAUAACGAGGGGAAAACACCACUGGACCUUGCCAGACAGAACAACCACCAGCAGCUGAUAGACAUACUAAAGUUAAGCUAG
This is a messenger RNA of Schistocerca serialis cubense, 1302 nucleotides long. RefSeq names its product putative ankyrin-containing lipoprotein Lxx09580. The record is from RefSeq and is a predicted model, not a curated record. Gene Ontology annotation, biological process: positive regulation of transcription by RNA polymerase II. Bases 1 to 1302 code for a protein of 433 amino acids. Gene Ontology annotation, cellular component: nucleus. Gene Ontology annotation, molecular function: protein binding; transcription cis-regulatory region binding. Lineage: Eukaryota; Metazoa; Arthropoda; Insecta; Orthoptera; Acrididae. The transcript is spliced from 3 exons.